Molecule: messenger RNA, 897 nt
Organism: Olea europaea var. sylvestris
Lineage: Eukaryota; Viridiplantae; Streptophyta; Magnoliopsida; Lamiales; Oleaceae
Exons: 2
Coding region: 1-897 (298 amino acids)
Source: RefSeq, a predicted model, not a curated record
AUGCCUUUAGAAGAUAUUGUUAAAUCUCUUGCCACUAACACUUUGCAAUUUCAACAGGAAACAAUGGCAAGUAUUAAAAGUUUGGAAAAUCAAAUGGGUCAAAUGGCAACCUCAAUCAACAAGCUGGAAGCACAAGGUUCGGGAAAAUUACCCUCUUAUACAAUGGUCAAUCCAAGGAAAAAUGUAAGUGUAAUCUUGUUUAGGAGUGGUAAGGAAGUUGAAAUUCCAAGGGCAACCCCUAUAUUAUUGGAACAGGAAAAUGAGAAAGAUGUUCUUGAAGAGAAGAGUGUUCCCAACGACAAUGACGUACCUAAACGUAAGUUUCCACCUCUUUCUGAUUAUAAACCGGUACCCCCUUUCCCUCAGGUUUUAGUAGGAUAUAGGAAAGAUGAACGAGAUCAUGAGCUUAUGAUACUUUGUGUAAAUAUGAGGUUUGAAAAGAUAAACGUAGGGGAAAAUGUUUAUGCAUUCAUUCAAAGAAAACUCCCUACAAAGUGCAAAGAUCCAGGCAUGUUUAACAUCCUUUGCACGAUAGGUACCACUAGAUUUGAAAAGGCCAUGUUAGACUCAGGAGCUUCUAUUAAUGUCAUGCCAUACUCUGUAUACGCUUCCUUAAAACUUGGACCUUUGAAUGAAAUUGGUGUCGUAAUUCAACUAGCUGAUAAAUCUAAUGCCUAUUCUAAGGGUGUAGUUGAGGAUGUUCUCGUGAAAAUUAAUGAUUUGGUUUUUCCCGCUGACUUCUAUGUGCUUGAUAUGGGAUAUAGUAAUCAAACUAUCCCCAUUCUACUAGGAAGACAAUUCUUAAGGACAUUCAAAGCUAAAAUUGAUUUUUAUAGUUGCGUGCUUACUAUGGAAUUUGAUGAUAAAAUCAGUGAAUUUAACAUUUAUGAGCCAUGA